This is a messenger RNA of Aspergillus homomorphus CBS 101889, 495 nucleotides long. RefSeq lists its product as uncharacterized. The coding region runs from base 1 to 495 and encodes 164 amino acids. The transcript has 2 exons. NCBI's taxonomy places the organism in Eukaryota, Fungi, Ascomycota, Eurotiomycetes, Eurotiales, Aspergillaceae. The record is from RefSeq and is a predicted model, not a curated record.
AUGACCUCCGUACUUCGCAGCAGCAGACUAUCCCUACGCGCGAGUUACACCCCCUCCUUCAUCCGACCAGCAUCUCGUCUCUCGCCCAGCUCCAUCCGGCUCUGGCGCGGCUACGCUCAUAGUUCUUAUGGUGGCGACGGCGAGACCAAUGCUGAACAGCCCAACAACCCCCGCAACGAGCCUACACGAGACCUCGAGCACCCUGGCCCCCCAGCUCCAGACGUUGGUGCUUCUUCGAAAAAGUCUCAGCAGUCUAGCAGCAGCAGCAGCAGCAGCAGCAGCAGCGACAACAAGAGCAGCAUGGGCGGUCUUGGCAACAGCAGCAGCAACACCAAGCCAUCCAACAAGGCCAAACCGACCAUCACAGACGGCGAGAACUCGCCGAAUGCAGAGCUAGACGGCACCGUGAAGGAGAAUGUAUCGGAGGAUGUGAAGCAGCAUAACAAGGAAAUGGAUCAACGGUACGAUCACUCGUACAAUCAAGUGGAGAAAUAG